AUGGCCUCCCUUGCUGCAGCAAAUGCAGAAUUUUGCUUCAACCUGUUCAGGGAGAUGGAUAAUAACCAAGGCACCGGCAACGUGUUCUUCUCCUCGCUGAGCAUCUUCACCGCCCUGGCCAUGAUUCGGCUGGGCGCGCGAGGUGACUGUGCCUCUCAGAUCGAUAAGAUGCUGCAUUUUAGUGCCAUCUCGGGGCGUGGGAACUACUCUGAUGCUCAGUCAGGACUCCAAUCUCAACUGAAAAGAGUUCUCUCCGAUAUAAACUCAUCCCACAAGGAUUAUGAACUCAGCAUUGCCAAUGGUCUUUUUGCAGAAAAAGUGUUUGACAUUCACAAGAACUUUAUUGGGUGUGCUGAAAAGCUAUACCAUGCCAAAGUGGAACGGAUUGACUUUACACAUGAUGUAGAAGAUACCAGAUAUAAGAUUAAUAAAUGGAUAGAAGAUGAAACACAUGGAAAAAUCAAGAACAUUUUCCCUGAAGGCAGUAUAAGCUCAUCUGCUGUGAUGGUGAUGGUGAAUGCUGUCUACUUCAAAGGCAGGUGGAAGUCUGCCUUCACCAAGAGAGACACUCUCAACUGCCAUUUCAGAUCUCCCAAGUGUCCUGGGAAAGCAGUCUCCAUGAUGCAUCAAGAACAGAAGUUCAACUUAUCGAUCAUUAAUGACCCACCGAUGCAGGUCCUUGAACUCAAGUAUCUCGGUGGCGUUAGCAUGUACAUAAUGCUGCCUGACAACGAGCUCUCCCAAAUCGAAAGCAAACUGAGCUUCCGGAAUCUAAUGGACUGGACCAAUCCCAAGAAAAUGAGGCCUCAGUAUGUGGAGGUAUUCCUUCCACAGUUCAAGAUAGAAAAAAACUAUGAACUCAAGCAUGAUUUACAAGCCCUGGGGCUGAAGGACAUCUUCGAUGAAUCCAGAGCUGACCUCUCUGGAAUUGCUGCCGGAGGCCGCCUGUAUUUGUCCAAGCUGAUGCACAAGUCCUACAUUGAGGUGACGGAGGAUGGGACGGAGGCUGCAGCUGCCACAGGAAAUAACAUUGUGGAAAAGCAGCUCCCUGAGUCCACAGUGUUCAGAGCUGACCACCCAUUCCUGUUUGUCAUCAGGAAGGGUGACAUCAUCUUGUUUAGCGGCAAAGUCUCCUGCCCUUGAAAAUUCAGUUGGUUUCUAUUAUAACUGUGCUUGCACUAUCAAGGAACCACUGCCAGUGACAGAUCUGAGAUCAAUUGGAAGCAAGGGAGGGUUCCUUUGCGUUUACUUCCUUCUAACAGUGCUUGGCAGGUGAUUUUGGUGGCUUGACUCUUCUCAGACACCUGGUUGAUUGUCCCCACCUCAGCUCUUAGUCUUUCUACACCAUCUGCCAUUUCUAAUCCCGUCUAUCUACCCUCACUCAUUUCCACCACUCCCCCAUAACCACUUCUUGCACACAGAUCUGGACAUCAUCUGGGAAUUACAGAGUGUCCGAUAGUGACGGCAAUGUAGACUCAGACCUGGGGGUCAUUCCUGAAAUGCUAUACUUGUCACAGACACUCCAGCUUCACCUAAAUCCCAGGGACUAAGCUCAAUUGUUCGAAAUAAAUGUGAAGGGUCAUUUCCCUUGCUGACCUAAGAAACCAUUAGCAUUUAAUGCAGGGUCUCAUCAAAUAUGCACUUGAUUAUAUGAAAAAAAAAAAGAAAAAGAUAGAAACACCAUCUUACACCUUACACAAAAAUUAACUCAAUAUCAUAUUAAAGACAUGGCUGUGAGAAACUAUUAAAUACACUGAACAAAAAACAGGCAAAACUCUCCAUGCUGCUGACUUCAGAAACGUUGUUGGGGACGCACUUGCAAUGACAGUGAUGCAAAGGCGAAGCUAAACAAUUGGGAUCACAUCACACUAAAGCGCUGUUGCACAACAGAAGGCAACCUGCCAGAUGGGAGAGCAUAUUUGCACGUAAUACUUUUGACAAAGAACUGACACCCCAAAUAUAUAAAGAACACAUACAGAUCAACACAAAGAAAGCAGUCAAACAUUUGGCAAAAGAGCUAAACAGACACUUCUCCAAAGAAGACAGACAGAUGGCCAGCAGGCACAUGGAAAAGGCUCAUCAUCAGUAUCAUAGGGACAUGCAAAUCAAAGCCACAAUGAGAUACCAUCUCACACCCUUCAGAAUGACACAAGAGACGAGGAACAGGUAUUGGCGAGCAUGUGGAGGAAAUGAACUCAUAUGCUUUAGGUGGGAGUAUAGACUGGUCUGGCCUCUAUGGAAAACAGUGCAGAG
Condylura cristata (star-nosed mole) is the source of this 2253-nucleotide messenger RNA. RefSeq names its product serpin peptidase inhibitor, clade B (ovalbumin), member 7 (gene SERPINB7). Gene Ontology annotation, biological process: negative regulation of endopeptidase activity. Gene Ontology annotation, molecular function: serine-type endopeptidase inhibitor activity. The record is from RefSeq and is a predicted model, not a curated record. Bases 1 to 1143 code for a protein of 380 amino acids. NCBI's taxonomy places the organism in Eukaryota, Metazoa, Chordata, Mammalia, Eulipotyphla, Talpidae. The transcript has 7 exons.